Penicillium nucicola is the source of this 1866-nucleotide messenger RNA. RefSeq lists its product as uncharacterized. The transcript has a single exon. NCBI's taxonomy places the organism in Eukaryota, Fungi, Ascomycota, Eurotiomycetes, Eurotiales, Aspergillaceae. Gene Ontology annotation, cellular component: endoplasmic reticulum. Gene Ontology annotation, biological process: GPI anchor biosynthetic process. The record is from RefSeq and is a predicted model, not a curated record. The coding region runs from base 1 to 1866 and encodes 621 amino acids.
AUGUCCCUCCGGUGGCUGCUGUCGCGCACACUUGCGAUCCUCCUCCCAGUCACAGUCACCGCCACUGUUUACCUCUAUUUCUACCCCGUCUUCAAUGGCUGCGCCUUUCCCCUACCAAACACGCACACCUCCAGAUCGGAUAAUAAGUCAUCGACAAACCGAUUCUACCAAAAUGCCGUCCUGAAUAACUUCCUCCAACACCUCGGCAUCUCACCGUCAACUCCAGACCCAACCACCGAACCCGCAAUCUUCAGACUCCUAGUCCUUGCAGACCCCCAAUUAGAAGGCGACACCUCCCUCCCAUUCCCGGAAUACGAACUAUACCCCCGCAUUCAAUUCCACUGGUGCGCCAUCCAAGAAUCAAUCGGCAAUGCCACAGCCUCGACCAACCCCAAAACCUCACUGCCAAAAGCCUUCUUACACGAAGCAGUCAUCUCAAACAUAACAACCGGGCUACGCGAGCUAGCAAAAGAAGACAUUCCCCGCGCUUUCAAAUCGGUUUUAAAACGCCUCGACCUCUUCGGCAACGACUUCUACCUAGCACACAUCUACCGCACAUUAUUCUGGUGGACGCGCCCAACACACACAACCGUCCUGGGAGAUCUAGUAGGCAGUCAAUGGAUUUCCAAUGAGGAGUUCGCGCGGCGCGGACACAGGUACUGGGAUCGUGUUUUCCGCGGCGGGGAGCGCGUGGAUGAUAAUCUCACGAGGACCGGUGCUAUUGGCGCAAGUAAACAAGAUAAAGCUACGCCGCCGGUUGAAUUGCUCGGUGCGCAAGGAGACCCAGCUUGGGCGAGGAGGAUUAUUAAUAUUGCUGGGAAUCAUGAUAUCGGGUAUGCGGGUGAUAUCGAUGAGAAGCGCAUGGAACGCUUUGAGAGAGUGUUUGGUCGUGCGAAUUGGGAUUUGAAAUUCGAACAUCCUCCUGUGAAUGUCUCGGGCACCUCCUCAUCCUCUGCUCCAGAUGCGGUUGUUACGCCUACUCUGCAUCUGAUCAACCUCAAUUCUCUCAUGUUCGAUACACCUGCGCUGUCGUCGGUUGUUCAAGACCAGACAUAUUCCUAUUUAAACGAGCUGAUUGCGCACAGGCUCGCGCCAGUCGAGGACCAGUCGGCUUUUACACUCCUUUUGACGCAUUUGCCUCUCCACAAACAAGAUGGUAUCUGCACCGACGGUCCAUACUUCUCGUUCCAUGAAUCCGAGGAUGACGACGGACCCGAUGGAAUCCCGCGUUGGCGAGAAAGUGGACUCAAAGAACAGAACCAUAUCAGUGAUACGCUUAGUGCUGGCGGUGUCCUGCAGGGUAUAUUUGGAAUGAGUGGUGAUCAGCGUGCACCUAUCGGUGGACAAGGUCGAAAUGGACUUAUCCUCACGGGGCAUGACCACCCUGGUUGUGAUGCCGUUCAUUAUGUCAACCGCACUUCGAAGGCAGGGGCAGAUGGUCAAGAGAAGACAGAAAGUGAUCAGAGCGCUCAGUCUUGGAGCUGGGCGGCUAAGCGCUUUGAGGGGGGUUCGCAUAUUGAUGAUCCUUCAAUUCGCGAGGUGACUCUUCGCUCGAUGAUGGGUGAAUUUGGUGGUAAUGCUGGUCUUCUUUCGGCGUGGUAUGAUCAGGCUCUUGGUCGAUGGAACUACGAGAUCGCUAUGUGCCCUGCUGGGGUGCAGCAUGUCUGGUGGGCUAUCCAUAUUCUUGGGCUUGUAACACUUGGUGUGGCGCUUGCUUGGUUCUUGCUUGGACUCAUUGCGUCUGGGGAUGUCGAAGUGACUGCUGCUACUCGUGUGCAGUCUGAUGAGAAGGAUGAGAAGCUGUCUCUGCGAAAGUCUUCGAAUGUUCAGUUGGACGAUUCGAAGAUCGAUGAACAGACGAGGUAG